Molecule: messenger RNA, 1244 nt
Organism: Balaenoptera ricei (Rice's whale)
Lineage: Eukaryota; Metazoa; Chordata; Mammalia; Artiodactyla; Balaenopteridae
Gene: AIP
Product: aryl hydrocarbon receptor interacting protein
Exons: 7
Coding region: 114-1127 (337 amino acids)
Molecular function (GO): peptidyl-prolyl cis-trans isomerase activity; protein binding
Source: RefSeq, a predicted model, not a curated record
UCUGCCCUUAGCCAAAAUGGCGCCAGCUCGGAAGUUGCCGAAGUUGACGAAGCAGGUCCGGAAGCUGCCGAGCGAGUCCGGAAGUUGCCGAAAGAGAGCAGCGGGGAAGGAGGAUGGCGGAUAUCAUCGCAAGACUCCGGGAGGACGGGAUCCAAAAGCGUGUGAUAAAGGAGGGCCGAGGAGAGCUCCCUGACUUUCAGGAUGGAACCAAGGCCACGUUCCACUACCGGACUCUGCGCAGUGACGAGGAGGGCACCGUGCUGGACGACAGCCGGGUGCGCGGCAAGCCCAUGGAGCUCAUCAUCGGCAAGAAGUUCAAGCUGCCCGUGUGGGAGACCAUCGUGUGCACCAUGCGGGAGGGUUCUCCAGCCCCUCAUGCUCUGCAUGGCCAGGAUCUGGUCCUCUGUCUGCAUCAUGUGGUCCUGUAUCCGUUGGUGGCCAAGAGUCUACGCAACAUUGCAGCUGGCAAAGACCCCCUGGAGGGCCAGCGGCACUGCUGCGGCAUCGCCCAGAUGCACGAGCACAAUUCCCUGGGCCACGCCGAUCUGGACGCCCUGCAGCAGAACCCCCAGCCUCUCGUCUUCGACAUCGAGAUGCUUAAGGUGGAGAACCCUGGCACGUACCAGCAGGACCCAUGGGCGAUGACGGAUGAGGAGAAGGCAAAGGCAGUGCCGGUCAUACACCAGGAGGGCAACCGGUUGUACCGCGAGGGCCGCGUGAAGGAGGCUGCCGCCAAGUACUACGACGCCAUCGCCUGCCUCAAGAACCUUCAGAUGAAGGAACAGCCUGGGUCCCCUGACUGGAUCCAGCUGGAUCAGCAAAUCACACCACUGCUGCUCAACUACUGUCAGUGCAAGCUGGCGGCCCAGGAGUAUUACGAAGUGCUGGACCACUGCUCCUCCAUCCUCAAUAAGUAUGACGACAACGUCAAGGCCUACUUCAAGCGGGGCAAGGCGCACGCGGCAGUGUGGAAUGCCCAGGAGGCCCAGGCUGACUUUGCCAAGGUGCUGGAGCUGGACCCCGCCCUGGCUCCCGUCGUGAGCCGCGAGCUGCGGGCCCUCGAGGCAAGAAUCCGGCAGAAGGACGAGGAAGACAAGGCCCGCUUCCGGGGCAUCUUCUCCCACUGACAGGGCCCUGCUGGCCCGGCCACCCUGCCCAGCUCACUGCUGCUGCUCCCAGCCCACCCGCCCCCGCUGUAUCAUGCUUCUCUGUAUAUAAAGGCCUUAUUUAUCUCUCUCUCUCUC